GGAAGAAUUCAAUCUAAAUCAAUCAUGCCUCAACUGGAUAAAUUCACUUAUUUUACACAAUUCUUCUGGUCAUGCCUUUUCCUCUUUACUUUCUAUAUUCCCAUAUGCAAUGAUGGAGAUGGAGUACUUGGGAUCAGCAGAAUUCUAAAACUACGGAACCAACUGGUUUCACACCGGGGGAACAAGAUCCGGAGCAAGGACCCCAACAGUUUGGAAGAUAUCUUGAGAAAAGGUUUUAGUACCGGUGUAUCCUAUAUGUACUCUAGUUUAUUCGAAGUAUCCCAAUGGUGUAAGGCUGUCGACUUAUUGGGAAAAAGGAGGAAAAUCACUUUGAUCUCUUGUUUCGGAGAAAUAAGUGGCUCGCGAGGAAUGGAAAGAAACAUAUUCUAUUUGAUCUCGAAGUCCUCAUAUAGCAUUUCUUCUAAUCCUGGAUGGGGGAUCACUUGUACUUGUAGUAAUGACAUAAUGCUAAUCCAUGUUCCACACGGCCAAGGAAGCAUCCCCUUCUUUACCACUUUAGGGGGUGGGGGUGAAGGGGGGGUUUACAUACAACCGAGUCUCCGUUUGUUUUAUAUGAUUGAAUCUCAGAGGCAUUCUUAUCAUUUGGUAGAUCCAAGUCCAUGGCCUAUUUCGGGUUCACUCGGAACUUUGGCAACCACCGUAGGAGGUGUGAUGUACAUGCACUCAUUUCAAGGGGGUGCAACACUUCUCAGUUUGGGCCUCAUAUUUAUCCUAUAUACCAUGUUUGUAUGGUGGCGCGAUGUUCUACGUGAGUCCACGUUGGAAGGACAUCAUACCAAAGUCGUACAAUUAGGACCUCGAUAUGGUUUUAUUCCGUUCAUCGUAUCGGAGGUUAUGUUCCUUUUUGCUUUUUUUUGGGCUUCUUUUCAUUCUUCUUUGGCACCUACGGUAGAGAUCGGAGGUAUUUGGCCCCCAAAAGGGAUUGGGGUUUUAGAUCCUCGGGAAAUCCCUUUUCUUAAUACCCCUAUUCUCCUUUCAUCCGGAGCUGCCGUAACUUGGGCUCAUCAUGCUAUACUCGCGGGGAAGGAAAAACGAGCAGUUUAUGCUUUAGUAGCUACCGUUUCACUGGCUCUAGUAUUCACUGGCUUUCAAGGAAUGGAAUAUUAUCAAGCACCCUUCACUAUUUCGGAUAGUAUUUAUGGUUCUACCUUUUUCUUAGCAACUGGCUUUCAUGGUUUUCAUGUGAUUAUAGGUACUCUUUUCUUGAUCAUAUGUGGUAUUCUCCAAUAUCUUGGUCAUCUGACCAAGGAGCAUCACGUUGGCUUUGAAGCAGCUGCAUGGUACUGGCAUUUUGUAGACGUGGUUCGGUUAUUCCCAUUUGUUUCUAUCUAUUGGUGGGGGGGUAUAUGAAGGAACGAAACAGUGGAUUGAGGAAUGAAAGCUCGAAGACAAAGAGAACCGGGCUUUUCCAAAGAAUUACUGCAGCUUUGCUGCUCCCUUUUUUUAUCAUAUACAAAAAAGUCUCUUCCACUUUCCUACCAAAUCUCUCUUUAUUCUGGCAUAUAAAUGAAGGGAUCGAAGAGAUUAUGGCAGAUUAUGUUCACCAAGAAAUGACCCGAAAUUGGAUCUUGGUCUAUUUGAGAUUGUUCCUUUUAAUCGUAAUCAAAGAUGUUUUCUUGUCUCUCGUUUCCUUCUGAAUAAAUCGAAGAACCUAAUGGAUCGAAC
Hevea brasiliensis (rubber tree) is the source of this 1686-nucleotide messenger RNA. Its product is annotated as cytochrome c oxidase subunit 3-like. Gene Ontology annotation, molecular function: cytochrome-c oxidase activity. Gene Ontology annotation, biological process: mitochondrial electron transport, cytochrome c to oxygen. Gene Ontology annotation, cellular component: membrane; mitochondrion. NCBI's taxonomy places the organism in Eukaryota, Viridiplantae, Streptophyta, Magnoliopsida, Malpighiales, Euphorbiaceae. The record is from RefSeq and is a predicted model, not a curated record. The transcript has 2 exons. The coding region runs from base 25 to 1371 and encodes 448 amino acids.